AUGUUAAUAGUAAAAUUUGCUGGAAAUUGGAAAUUAUUGUGUAGUGAUAAUGACUUGGUAAACGAAUAUUUGCCUAAAAUUCUUCAGAUUCAACAUCCUGUGCACCCUCAAGAUUUUAAACUUUUCCUUUCUCUCUUGAUUGAAAAAGUUAUGAACAAGGUUCAAAAUGUUUCUGUUGAAAAUACAAAGAGUUGUGCUGAAACAUUGUCUUUAAUUCUGAUUUCUACUGAUAGUACAAACUUGAUGAAGCGUAUUAUUACAACAAGUAUUUCAAUUGUUAGGAAAUCUAUUGAAUUAAUUACUCUGGAUCCAAACAACAAGCAUAAUAGUAUUUUAUUCAGUCACAUGUCACUUUUGAUUAAGAGAAUUUUGAGUUAUAUUGAUAAGGAUAAUGAAGGUAUUCAAACUCAUGCUGUACAUUUUAUUGAAAAUUUAAUUUUAAUGUACAGUAGUAUUAAUAAGUCAAAUAUGGAAAUCAAUGAAGAAAACCUUUCGAACCUCUUAUCUUACCUUCAACUUUCUGGUAACACCUACAAGGUUCAAUAUAUAGAUCCUUACCCAAUUGACUUGAGCUUUGUUUCAAGUUAUGCAGAGAAUGGUAAAGUUGGAUGUUUCAAUGUUGAAAAUAUGAGAGAUGAAGGAGCAAGAUAUUUGGAAAAAUUGAUUGAAAAAUUUAAAAAGGAGGAUUGUCCAUCAUCUGUAAUUUCAGUCAUCAUCCAAGCUUUACUGAAUAUUGCAAAACAAAGACAUGGAUUUUGGAACACAAUUAUUCCUUUCCUUUCUAAUCAGGCUUACUAUUAUUUGGGAAAAGGUAGAACUAACAACACACAAAAACAAACUUUGAAGACUUUAUUGAAAACAGCUAUUUUGUUUUUAUUGAAAAUGCCAGAAACUAGACACAAAUGGAGACCAACUAUUCUUCAUGGAUUGGGUGAGCUUGAUGUAAGCAAUACUUCGAUCGGAAUGAUUACUAAAUUUGUGGAUAAACAUACUACAGUUUUAAAAAGAAAGGAACCACCUGCAGAGGAAAAAGAAGCCAAGGUUAGGAAGAAUGAUAUCUCUCAAGCUUCUCAAAAUCAAACUGGAGCUCAACCUACUCAAGAUUUGGAGCCUACAUCAGUUUUAUAUAUCAGCUAUGUUCCAAAUGCUAUGACUAACGUUGAGCUGGCAAAUACAGUUCUUGGAAAUCUUUCUCGAAUUGAAUCAAAAUCUAAUAGACCACCUAAGAAUCUUGAGAAUAGUAAUCAAUUGGUUGGUGUCGUUAUGUCUGCCCUCUCUAGUCACUAUAAGAAAGGUAAUACAUAUUCUUCAGAAGAACAGCAACAAUAUAUGAGUUCCGUACAAUUAUACUUAUCAGAACCUAUUCCAUCAUUCAACUCUAGUCUUGUCACAGUAUCUGUACUCCAACAACAAGCAAAUCCUUAUCAAGCUAGACAAGUUGCUACAACACCUUACGGAAGAAGUCCAUAUAGCAGAGCUGCUCCAGUCCAAUCACAAAAAGCUGACCCAAGACUUACCCAAAAAGAUCCAAGAACAGCAUAUGUUCCUGAUAAGAGUAAUGCUUUCAGUUCUAAUCAAUCUAAAGCCUCUGGAGAUGAUUCUGAUGAGGAAGAGGUUGUCACAUACAAACAACAAACAACUGUCAAACAAGAAAAGGUUGCUGAGCCAGUUGAAGAAGAUGUUAAGGAGGAUUUAUCAAAACAAUUCAAACUUAAAUUAUCUAUUGUUGAUGAUAACUGCAAACAACAACUCAAAAAAUUCAAUUGGAACAAGAUGUUAAUGAAUGAAAAGGGGAUGAAAAGAGAAGGAAAAGAUCACUAUAGAAUUAAGCUCAUUUGUCUUAUGGCUGUAAGAAGUGCCGAAACAGACGAGCAAUAUCAACAACUCUACAAUUUCAUUAAAGAGGAUGUUAAGGGCCGAUUCUCACUACUCAUGAUGUGGUUGUAUAUGGAGUAUAAACACUCCAUUGAACAAGAAUAUAAUGUCAAAAAAGAAGAAAGUUCCGAAAAUAGAUAUACAAGACUUUUCCACAAGUUUUUACUCAGUUUCGAUAAGAGUGAAAGUAUUCUUGCCAGAUUUUUGGUUCAAUCUCCACACAUUACGCAAUAUACAUUGGAUUAUAUUUGUAAAGAUCUUUGUGAAAGCGAUAAUUACAUAGGACAUGGACUAACAGCUCUAAGAGAUAUAGUUAUUUACAGACAAAAUUUAAGAGAAAGGUGUUUGAAUAUGUUACUAAAUUAUGGUAUUCACCAAAACUCUAAGAUUCGUACACCUGCAAUCCAGAUUUUGCGUGAUAAAACUCUGUAUACUUUAUUUGAGAAAGAAAUUACCGACUUUGCAUAUUCAAGUAUUAUGGACAUGAAACCUCUAAUUGAGCAAUCAACUUCAACUGACGAAAUGGUAGAUGAACAAGAAUCAAGCACUGAUGCUAAUAAUGAAAUUAUUAAGAGGUACAGCUCCCUUUAUUUGGCUCUUAGCUCGUCGUAUUGUGAAGCAACAUUUGAGAAACUCCUUAAUGAUGUUUAUGCUAACUACAAGAGUUCAGAAAAUAUGGAGCCAGUUGUAGCAGUCUUGGAGAAAGACAUUUUAAGUACUGUGAAAUCGAGCUUGAACAGAGCAACUGUGAUACAGUAUUUGAAAAAUUUCAAGGAGGCCGAGUGUCUCGAUAUUAGUAUUAAGAUUAUGCAACAAUUAUCACUUCAACCACAAGGUAUUGAUGAAAAUCUCUCCAAGGUGCUCAUUUACACAUUUUUCGAAAGAAACAUCAAAGAUCCAAGAAUGGUUUUACCUAUUUUGUCUCAAUUAACCAAAGAACAAGCCAAGGAAGCCCUUCCAAUCGUUUUCAAAUCUGUUACUGAUGUUGAAUUACUAAAAAAGAAUAUUAUCAGUAUGGUGACAGCCAAUUCAAAGGCCGAGAAGAGUGACAAGCUUUCAGGAGAUGAAAUUCUUGUAAUUUUACAUCAAAUAGAGGCCAAUAGUGAAGUACAAUCUGUGGCAUUUAAUAAUACAAGAAAUGUACUUGAUGCAUGUCUUAUUGGAGAUGGAAAGCAACUAUUCACUUCACAAAUGUUGAAAACAGCUCUCCAACAAAUUGUUGAUAUUGUACCAGUACCAAAGUUAGUUAUAAGAACAGCUAUUCAAUCUUUGAACUUGCAUAACGGUUUAGCUCAAUUCCUUCUCAAAUUUUCUUUCCCAUCUCUUAUCAAAAAGAGAGCCUACGAAAGCAAGACAAUAUUGUUUGGUUUAGCAAAGUGUCUCUCUGAUAAGCUAACCUUAUUCCAACCACCAAAAGUAGUAGAGUUCCUUUUAGACUUGGGAGAAUUGAGUGAAACUGCCUUGUUGGAAGUAUUAGAACAGCAAAACCUUAGAGAUUUAUUUAAGGAAACUAUUCAAAUUCAGCAGCAUCCAAGAGCUUCACACUAUAAUUCUCUUUUAGCCAACCAACAAACAACAAGUGGUGCUGAACAAAAGUAA
Naegleria gruberi is the source of this 3474-nucleotide messenger RNA. RefSeq names its product symplekin. NCBI's taxonomy places the organism in Eukaryota, Heterolobosea, Eutetramitea, Acrasida, Naegleriidae. Bases 1 to 3474 code for a protein of 1157 amino acids. Gene Ontology annotation, cellular component: mRNA cleavage and polyadenylation specificity factor complex. The record is from RefSeq and is a predicted model, not a curated record. The transcript has a single exon.